Molecule: messenger RNA, 2901 nt
Organism: Indicator indicator
Lineage: Eukaryota; Metazoa; Chordata; Aves; Piciformes; Indicatoridae
Gene: EMILIN1
Product: elastin microfibril interfacer 1
Exons: 8
Coding region: 1-2901 (966 amino acids)
Molecular function (GO): protein binding
Source: RefSeq, a predicted model, not a curated record
AUGGCCCCCUGGCUCUGGCCGUGCCUCCUGGCCGCCCAAGCCCUGGCCGUCAACUUUCCCUCCAGGUACAGCCUCUACACCAGGGGGGCCACCUCGCUUGGUGUCGGUCAGGCCACAGCCCCGCAGGGCCCCGCCGCGGCCCACAGUGGUGCCCGGGUCGCCAGCCAGCACAGGAACUGGUGUGCCUACGUGGUGACACGCAGUGUGAGCUGUGUGGUGGAGGACGGCGUGGAGAGCUUUGUCAAGCCAGAUUACCAGCCCUGUGCCUGGGGGCAGCUCCAAUGCCCCCGUGUCCUGGCGUACCGCACUUUCCUGCGGCCCCGCUACAGGGUGUCACAGCGGACAGUGUCAGAGCUGGCCUGGCGCUGCUGCCAGGGCUACUCAGGUGAGGACUGCAUGGAGGGGCCAGCACCAGCACCCCCCCAGCCCACCAGCCACCCCCGGCCUCAGCCUGGCCGUCCUACACUCUCUGGCUUCGGCAACCCCCUCAGUGGCCUGGGGGGCGAAGGUGGUGGUGAUGCCGAGAAGGUGCGGCGGCUGGAGGAGCAGGUGCGGCGGCUAAGCGAGCAGGUGGAGGAGCUGCGUGCUGGGCAGGAGCUGGUGCCGGAGCACCCGCACCGGGCGCCGGCCGCUGGCUUUGAGGGCGAGCAGCCAGCUGAUGCAGCUGCCCCAGUCGAGGUGCGGGAGGCUCUGAGCCACGUCCAGCGGCGGCUGGAGGAGCUGGAGACCCGCCUGCGACGUCAGGAGAACAGUCGGGAAAGCCCAGUACUGCCGUCGGGCCCGGCGCUGCGGGAGCUGGAGCGACGGCUGCAGGAGACCUGUGCUGCGUGUACGGCUGGCACUGAGGGGCUGCGGCGUCAGGCGGCCGAGGACAGGGAGCGCAUGAGGGCGCUGGAGAAGCUGGUGGGCUCGGUGGACCAGCGCAACCGGGAUGCGGUGGAGACGGUGCAGCGGCACAUCAGCAGCCUGAGCAGCCGCCUGGCCCCUGCUGCCCCCCCGCCCCCGGACGCUGAGCUGCACCGGCGGCUGGCCGAGCUGGAGCGACGUAUCGAGGGGCUGCCUGCGGCAGCUGCGGGGCGCGGUGGGCAGGGCCCGGUGCUCGCUCGGCGGUUGGCAGAGCUUGAAGGGCGGCUGAAUGCCUCUCGUGCCGGCCCGUGGCCCCUGGAGCCGGAGGGUCGGCAUAGUGGGAUGCCAGCAUACCUGGCCAACCUGAGCCGGGUGAUGGAGGGGCUGGUAGCCAGCGGGGCCAAGCAUGGUGCCCGCCUGGACGAACUGGAGGGGCUGGUGGCUCGCUGUGGCCAGCCCUGCCCAGAACCACAAGAUCCUUGGGCUGGGCAGCUUGGUCCCAUCCUGCAGCAGCUGGAGCAGCGGCUGCAGGACGCCGAGGGUCAGCUUCGGGACCUGGGGGCUGGUGGGGAUGGGGUGGCCGGGACUCUUGGAGGACUGCGGGAGUUGCUGGGGGCACAGGGGGAAGCCUUGGGGCGGCUGGAGGGGCAGCUGGAAGUAGAGGGGUCUCUGGCAGAGGAGCUGGCGCAGCUCCGUAACCGGACGGGGCAACUGGAGGCCAAGCUGGGGGGGUCAAGUGGUGACCUCUGUCCCCAGUCCUGCACCCCGCUGUCACCCCAAGAGCUGGAGCAGCUGCGGGCUGGAGUGGACGCCUGCACUGUCGCAUGCCAUUCGCCCCAGCCUGGCCAUGCUGAGCCGGAACUAGAGCCUGAGCCUCCACUUGACGGGUUCAGCACCUUCGGGGGCACCUCGUCCUUGGAGCUGCAGGGGCUGCGGGGCGAGCUCUCAGGUGCUCUGCUCGCCUUUGCCAGGCUGAAUGCCACGGUGCAGGGGCUGGAAGAUGCCCUGGAUGAGCAGGACGCUCGGCAGCGGCACCUGGACACCAUCAUUGACCGCAUCGUGACCGAGCUGGACACAGCAGCGGCGGCAGCGGCAGAGCGGCAGGCUGAGAGCGAGGAGCGGCUGGAGGCGCUGGUGCGGGAACUGGUGCGACAGGCAGAGGGCUGCCCGGCUGGCCUGGAGCCGCGGCUGGCCAAGCUGGAGGGAGUCUGUGAGCAGCUGGAGGCUGUGUCUGACGGGCUGCGGGGUGUCCGUGAUGGGCUGAGCCGGCAUGUGGCCGGGCUGUGGGGUGCAGUACGGGAGCUGAACAGCACAGGUCGCACCAAUGCUGCCGUGAUGGAGAAGGUGCUGGAAGCCCAGCUCCCGCGACGCGUCGGGGCCCUCAAUGCUAGCCUGCAGCAACUGCGUGACGAGCUCCUGCGCCUGGGACAAGCAGACCUCACCGGUGUCUCUAACCCCAUCCUCCCUCCAGGCCCUCCUGGCCCUGCUGGCCCCAGGGGUGAGAUGGGUCCCCCUGGCCCUACUGGGCCACCUGGAAAGGAUGGAGAACAAGGCCCCAUGGGCCCCCCAGGGCUGCCUGGAGAGAGAGGUGAGGUGGGGGAGCCAGGCUCUGUGCCCCGCGUCGCCUUCUCGGCUGCCCUGAGCACCCAGCACACGGAACCAGGCACUGUCCCCUUUGACCAAGUCCUGCUCAACGAUGGUGGAGCCUAUGACCCUGAGACUGGCACAUUCACGGUGCCGGUGACCGGGCGGUACCUGGUGAGUGCAGUGCUGACGGGGCACAAGGGCGAGAAGCUGGAGGCUGUGCUGUCGCGCUCCAACCAGGGCAUUGCCCGCCUGGAUUCAGCCGGUUUCCAGCCCGAGGGGCUGGAGAAGGAGCCGGUGGCGGCCAUGGGGCCCAGCCCUGGUGCCCUCGGUGUCUUCAGCCUCCUGUUGCCGCUCGCUGCCGGCGAGACCCUCUGUGUAGACCUGGUGUCGGGGCGCCUGGCCCAUGCACCCGACGAGCCCCUCACUGUCUUCAGCGGGGCCCUGCUCUACGACACUGACGAGCCCUAG